GUCUCGGCCGGCUCAGCAGCCUCAGAGAUGUUUGGAUCGUCUGAAAUGGACGGAAAAUUUACGAGGCAUCGGUGCAGCGCCAUGGAGGCGCUGCAGCGCCUCUGGCAGCAAGCGGUGGCAGCACAUGCAUCAAAACCAGCGCUCACGCACCAACGCGACGGGUCCGUGACGACGUUCGCGGAACUGCACGAGGCCGUCGAGGCCCUCGCGAGCGAGCUGCGCGCCGCCGGCGCCACCGCCGGCCGGGCGGUCGCCUACGCCGUCGACGAGCGGGCGGCGCCGGCGAAGGCCGUGGUCUGCCAGCUCGCGUGCCUCGCGGUGGGCGCCGUGUACUGUCCCACGGACGACCCGGGAUCUCGCGAGCGAGCUGCGCGCCGCCGGCGCCACCGCCGGCCGGGCGGUCGCCUACGCCGUCGACGAGCGGGCGGCGCCGGCGAAGGCCGUGGUCUGCCAGCUCGCGUGCCUCGCGGUGGGCGCCGUGUACUGUCCCACGGACGACCCGGCGGCGACGCGCGCCGCCCUUGCGCCGGCCUGCCGCGUCGACGCCGACGGCGUUGAGAGGUUUGCCGACGCGCCGGUGGCGUGGCUGCCGGACGCGCUCUACGCCCUCGCCACGUCGGGCACAGGCGCCGGCGGCCGCAAGGCCGUCGUGGGGUCGGCGGCGGCGACACUGCACCGGCUGCGCUGGGAGUGGGACGCGUUCGCGGGGGGCGCCGCGCUGCUGCGGACGCCGGCGGUCUUCGUGGACAGCGUCGCGGAGGUCCUCGGCGCGCUGCUGCGCGGCGACGGGCUGCUUGUUCCGUCCGGCGCGGACGCGCUCCGGUGCGCGCGCGACCUGGGCGCCGCGAAGGUGACGCUCACGCCGUCGCUGCUCGCGGCCUGGCUCCGGGCGGACCCCCAGCUCCCCGCGUCGCUCCCGGCCGUCGCGCGCUGGCACUGUUCGGGCGAGCCGCUGCCGCGCCGCCUGCGCGACCGCUUCCUGGCGCGGCGCCUCGCGUCCCAGACGCUCGUCAACAUCUACGGCUGCACCGAGACCGCCGCCGAUUGCGCCUUCGCCGUCGAAACGGCCCCGGGGCGGUGCGCGUGCGGCGGCCUCCGCGCGCUCCCCGGCGCGACGGUCGCCGUCGACGGCGGCGAGAUCGUCGUGCGCGGGAAGACGCUGGCGCUCGGCUACGCUGCGCGGGGCGACCUCGUCCGCCCGAGCUUCGACCCACCCGAUCUGGGCGCGGCCGGCCCGGGCCCGCGCUUCGAGGCGGCGAGCGGGGCGUUGGCGUUCCGGACGGGCGACGCGGGGACCGCGUGCGCCGCAUGCGGUGCCGUGAUCUGCGGCGGCCGCCUCGACGACGUCGUCAACGUGCACGGCGUGCGCGUCUCGUGCAACGACGUCGAGGAGCGCCUGGGCGCGGGCGUCGCGGUGGUCGUUAGGGACGGUCAUCUGGUGGCGUGCUGCGAGGACGUCGAGGACGCGCGGCGCCGCGCGGCCACGAUCCCGGCGCGGUACCGGCCCGCCGCGUUCUGCGAGGCGUCCCCGCUGCCGCGCGGGCCGACGGGGAAGGUCGACCGCGCGGCGCUGCGGCGGCUCGCGCCGAAUCACGCGGCCCCGGCGCCGGCCGCGGCCGUGCCACGCCCGACCACGGCCACGACGGCCGUCCUCGACGCCUUCGCGGCGGUCCUCGGCCGGCCCGUCACCGGGGAUACUUCCUUCGCGGCGCUCGGCGGCACGAGCCUGCAGGCCGUCGAGGCGGCGUGGCGACUGGGCGUCGCGCCGGACGACGUGCUGAGCUUAAGCAUCGGCGAGCUCGCGCCGCUCGUCGAUAAGUCUCGCGCCCCGGCGCCGCCCACCGACGACAAUGCUCUGGCACCGCCGCCGCCGAAGCGCGCCCGCACGGCGACACUGCGGCGCGCGUGGUCGCUCCAGCUCAAGGCCUGCGUCGACGCGGCGGUGGCGCUCUUCGACGACGGCCGCAAGGGCCUCGUGGCGUCGCACGGCCGCGACCUCGUGUGCUUCGACACGCGCAGCGGGGCGGCGCUCUGGACGGCAGGCGUCGGCCUCGGCGCGAGCCUCGCCGGAGAGGCGGACGCCGCCGUCGAGGCCCCUUGUUUGAUCGUGGGCGGGGCGGCCUUUGUCGGGGGGUACGACGGGAGGGUCUACGCCGUGGCCGUAGCGGACGGGACUCUAAGAUGGACGUCGGCGCCGUGCGCGGGCCCGAUCAAAGGCGCGGCGACGGCGCUCGACGCGACGACCCUCGUCGUCGGCUCGCACGGCGGAUUCGUAAGGGCUCUUGCGCUCGCCGACGGAUCCGUGCGCCGGACCUCGGAGCACCUCGGCGGCGCGGUCUUCGCAGCUCCUACCUUAGCUGGUGAGGUCCUCGUCGUGGCGACGACCGCCGGCGCGGUGCACGGUCUCCAGGCGGCGACGCUGGCCCCGCUAUGGCGCAAAGCCGGCGCGCCCGUGUUUGCGCAACCCGUGGUCCACGAGGAUGCAGUCAUCUACGGCGACGUCUCCGGCGCGGUCCACGCGGUCUCGCACGACGACGGCGCGGGACGCUGGUCCAUCGUCGGAAGCGCGGCGCCCGUCUACGCGCCCGUGGCCGUCGUCGGCGCGAACGUCUGCGUCGCUGACGACCGGGGCGGCCUCGUCUUCCGCGACGCGACCAGUGGCGCUUUGAAGCACCGGCGAUCGGUUCCCGGGGCGAAAUUCUUCAAGGCACCUGCGCUCGUGUCCGAUACGCUCGUCGCCGUGUCUACCGACGGCCGAGUCUUCGUCGUUUCCGCGACUGAUGGCGCGCCCAUCGCCGAGUGCGACCUCGGCGCGAAGGCGUUCUCGGCGCCGGUCAUCGUCGGAUCGCGAGUCUUCGUUGGAGCACGCGACGACCGCCUUCACGCGAUCGAUAUGUUGUAA
This is a messenger RNA of Pelagomonas calceolata, 2902 nucleotides long. The record is from the annotation of a GenBank genome assembly. NCBI's taxonomy places the organism in Eukaryota, Pelagophyceae, Pelagomonadales, Pelagomonadaceae.